CCGAGGCCCCACCCACCCGCGGCGCGCCGAGCGCUCGAGUCACCGGGGCUCGACUGCUCAGGCCUGCGCCGCCGCCGUCAAACGCCCUCAGGCUGCCCUGCAGAUCGCCGAUCGUGAGUUCCGUCCGCUCGCCGUGGAUCGCCCGCUCUCGUGGAGGCCGUGGACUGACCCGCGCCGAAGUCAUGUUUCGCAAUCAGUAUGACAAUGAUGUCACUGUUUGGAGCCCACAGGGCAGGAUUCAUCAGAUUGAAUAUGCAAUGGAAGCUGUCAAACAGGGCUCAGCCACGGUUGGUCUGAAAUCAAAAACCCAUGCAGUGCUGGUUGCAUUGAAGAGAGCACAGUCAGAGCUUGCAGCUCAUCAGAAAAAGAUUCUCCAUGUUGACAACCAUAUUGGUAUCUCUAUUGCGGGCCUUACUGCAGAUGCUAGACUGUUAUGUAAUUUUAUGCGUCAGGAAUGUUUGGAUUCCAGAUUCGUUUUUGACAGACCUCUUCCUGUGUCUCGUCUUGUGUCUCUAAUUGGAAGCAAGACCCAGAUACCAACACAGCGAUAUGGCCGGAGACCAUAUGGUGUUGGGCUGCUUAUUGCUGGUUAUGAUGAUAUGGGUCCUCACAUUUUCCAGACCUGUCCAUCUGCUAACUAUUUUGAUUGUAGAGCUAUGUCCAUUGGAGCCCGUUCUCAGUCAGCUCGUACUUACUUGGAGAGACACAUGUCUGAGUUUAUGGACUGCAAUUUGAAUGAGCUGGUUAAACAUGGUCUACGUGCUUUGAGAGAGACUCUUCCCGCAGAACAGGACCUAACUACAAAAAAUGUUUCUAUUGGAAUUGUUGGUAAAGACUUGGAGUUUACGAUUUAUGAUGAUGAUGAUGUAUCUCCAUUCCUGGAAGGUCUCGAAGAAAGACCUCAGAGAAAGGCACAGCCUGCCCAACCUGCUGACGAACCUGCAGAAAAGGCCGAUGAGCCAAUGGAACAUUAACUAGUUAAUACAUAUACUAACAACUAUGUGCGAUGCAAGAAUACAUGAUGAAGAAAAUACUCCAUACUUUGAACCAAAAGAUUCAGAGUAAUUAGGAAUGAGUCCAGAUGAGAAGCUUUUUCAAGCAAUCUUACUGAAACCAUAUGAGGUGCAUUUUUCUUUAAAAGGGCCUACAUCAUAAUUUCUAGAAAGUAUAGGUAUCUACUAAUGUUUUUAUAUGAAGAACAUAGUGUCUUUGUGUCUUUAAGGACUACUGUGAAAUAAAGUUGUUUCACCUGAUGGCUAUUGGA
This is a messenger RNA of Sorex fumeus (smoky shrew), 1264 nucleotides long. It is a transcript of the gene PSMA1, whose product is annotated as proteasome 20S subunit alpha 1. Lineage: Eukaryota; Metazoa; Chordata; Mammalia; Eulipotyphla; Soricidae. Gene Ontology annotation, biological process: ubiquitin-dependent protein catabolic process. Bases 183 to 974 code for a protein of 263 amino acids. The record is from RefSeq and is a predicted model, not a curated record. The transcript has 10 exons. Gene Ontology annotation, cellular component: nucleus; proteasome core complex, alpha-subunit complex; proteasome core complex.